AUGGUCGUCGCGGGUAAGCGACGACGAAGCGGUGAGGACGCCGGCGACGCCGGCGAUGUCGAACGCGCCGACGCGCCGUCGACGCGCGACGGCGGUGCGGCGGACGAGGACACCGGCGCGGUGGCGUCGUCGACCGCGACGAAGGACGACGCCGCGCGAUUGGUGGCGCAGCAUUACAGCGGACGCGCGAAUCAAACGCACCAAGAGCGUAAGCAAUCACCGAUUUAUCGCUUGCGUUGCUUGAACAACUGGGUCAAGUCCAACUUGUUGCAGUCGAAGAUUCGCGAAAACGACCGCGUGAUGGAUUUGGCGUGCGGGAAGGGUGGCGAUUUGAAAAAGUACGCCAGGGCGAAGAUAGCCUCGUAUUUGGGGGUGGAUAUAGCGUUAGAAAGCGUGCGACGGGACGCCGUGAAGCGGUACAACGCCGAGCACGCGCGAGAGUUCCCGGCAAAAUUCGUCGCCGGCGACGCCUUUGUCGUCGAUUUGGCGUCUGUGUUGCCGGAGUACGUGCGGACGCUGGAUGUGAUUUCGUGCCAGUUUGCCAUACACUACUCGUUGUCGACCGAAGAGCGCGCGCGUCGCGCGCUGAGAAACGUGUGCACGAUGUUACGGCCGGGAGGAUAUUUCAUAGGCACCACGGUGGACUCCAACGUCCUGGUGAGAAAACUUCGAGAAGCGGAUGGUUUGGCUUUUUGGAAUCCCGUGUACGAAGUUGAGUUCGACGACGCGUUCAAGAGCAAAGUGUUUCCUACGAACCAGACCGAUGGAUUCGGCAUCGAGUACACGUUUACACUCGCCGACGCCGUCACGAAGUGUCGCGAGUGCAUGGUGCCGAAAGACGUGUGGGUUUCGUUGGCGGCUGAAUACGGCCUCGAGCUAGUGGAGUGGCGAAAUUUUCACGAUUACGUUCAUUCGCAAUUGAGCGGGGUGGAGACUCGCGAGCGAGCGUCGGCACUUUGGUCACAAAUCAUGGGUGAUGAUUCGAUGAGCAUGACGGAUGAAGAGUGGGAGGCGGCGUACUUGUACACAACUUUCGUCUUCAGAAAGAGCGGAAGCGCCGAAGCCGCGGCGUCGGCGGUGUUUAAUCGAAAACCACCAGCGGCUCCGGCGCGGAUCGAACAAGACGACGUUCUCGUCCUCGAGGGCGCUGCGUGA
This is a messenger RNA of Ostreococcus lucimarinus CCE9901, 1155 nucleotides long. RefSeq lists its product with no specific name. Gene Ontology annotation, biological process: 7-methylguanosine mRNA capping. Gene Ontology annotation, cellular component: nucleus. The transcript has a single exon. Lineage: Eukaryota; Viridiplantae; Chlorophyta; Mamiellophyceae; Mamiellales; Bathycoccaceae. The record is from RefSeq and is a predicted model, not a curated record. The coding region runs from base 1 to 1155 and encodes 384 amino acids. Gene Ontology annotation, molecular function: mRNA 5'-cap (guanine-N7-)-methyltransferase activity.